Galdieria sulphuraria is the source of this 3663-nucleotide messenger RNA. RefSeq names its product UDP-N-acetylglucosamine--peptide N-acetylglucosaminyltransferase SPINDLY-lie protein. The record is from RefSeq and is a predicted model, not a curated record. Gene Ontology annotation, molecular function: protein binding. The coding region runs from base 20 to 3484 and encodes 1154 amino acids. The transcript is spliced from 3 exons. NCBI's taxonomy places the organism in Eukaryota, Rhodophyta, Bangiophyceae, Galdieriales, Galdieriaceae.
AUCACUUGGAGGACUGACUAUGAAAUUGUGGACUCAUUCGCGCAAUUUACAACUUCCCAUUAGCCUUCCGUGGGUGGUGGACUUUGUCAGAGUUGAUAUGGAACGCCUCGCAAGUGACUCGGAGGAAAACAAGCCCAAACAAAGUAAAGCUUUAUAUUCCAUGACUGGAAACAUAACCAGUGAUAAUUUAUCUGUGGUUUCCCCUAAAAAGCCCCAAGAAGGUGAUUCUUGCGUUGGAACAGGCAGGACUUCACUUAAAGCCGAACAAUGUGGCGCUUUAGAGGGAAAAGUUUCUACAUCCCCCAUCAAUUCUUCGAUGGAAUUGGCAAACAUUAAAAAGGAGUCUUCGAGACCAACUAUAGAAGUGAAUGGAACUUCCUCGGACGAGGAGUCUGUUACAGAUAGUGAGGAAAUGGUGGAGGAGAAAGAGACAGAGCAGAACUUGACAUACUUAAAGAAGCUUUCCAAGAAUACACUUAAUAAUAUAAGAGAGAAGUUAGUUGAAAAACAGCUGCAUUCUUCCACAUUACCUGCUUUCAACACACAACGAGAUAACUUCUCAACAGAGAAUGUGGAUAUAAAGACGAGCUCACCGUUUACACUUUUGAAGUUUUUCAGGAGUGUCUUAACAGUUGAAAGGUAUGACGAGAAUGCGGAAGAUAAACUGUUAGAAGAGAUCGAGGAAAGGCUUCAGUCUGCUAAAGUGCUCCAUACUCGAGGUCAUUCUAUUCGUGCGUUGGAGUGUUGCAAGUUAGCGAGAAGUAAUAUGGAACGUUCGAAAUUAUUCCGAAGCUUUUUCGAUCGCUUAAUUAGAAAGUUGGUGAUUUACGAAAGUGAUUUUGACAACGCGGUGCCUUUUUUUGAAUUUAUUGAUAAAUUGAAUCUUGCUGAACAACUUGAACAGGUUAACAAUAUGAAGCGCAGUAGAGUUUUGACUUAUUUCAAACUGGAAAGAAUGUCGCAAGAAGAUUCAAAAGGGAAGGAUGAUUCUGGUUUGGAUAGAAAUUCAAGUUCUCAUACAUUAGAUCUACUCUUUCCUGAGCGAGAAAAACGACUACACGGAGAAAUGCACAAUGUUUGGAAAUAUUUGGUAGAAUGUUGUUUUAUAACUGGUUCUUGUCUUUACAAACUUGGUUCAUUCAGUGAUGCGUUUGAGUGGUUUCAACUUUGCCACAUUUUGGACGAAUCGAAUUGCAAAGUUCUUUGUGGACUUUCGACAACACUACGUGAAGUUGCUCCUGAUCGUAUAACGGAAGCUUUGGAUUAUCUUCGAAAAGCUUACGAAUUCGAUGUAUCGGACCCUGAAGUAGCUCAAAUUCUUGCUUCAUUUCUUGUAGAUAUUGGUGUUCGUUUAAAGUUGGCUGGAUUGUCGAAAGAAGCGAUUUCAUAUUAUCAAGAGGCGCUUUCUGUUUAUCCAACCUUUUCACAAGCGUGUUAUAAUUUGGGUGUGACAUUUGCUGACCUUGGAAAGACGGAUGACGCUCUUCGUUAUUAUACUGAAGCUGUUCAAUGUAAUCCUCAUCAUGCAGAAGCUUACUGCAAUGCUGGUGUGAUUUAUAAAGAGAAAGGUGAUCUUAUGACGGCGAUUGAGAAGUAUAAGCAGUCCCUGGAGUCAAAUCCAAAUUUUGACUUGGCACGAAAUAAUCUUGCUAUAGCUUAUUCAGAUUUAGGUACUGUGUGGAAAACGAAGGGAGAUCUUUCAAAGAGUGUUUAUUACUACAAAAAGUCCCUUUCAUUGAAUCCUUGUUAUCCAGAUGCACACUAUAAUCUGGGCGUUGCCUAUUCAGAAGCAAGAAAGUUUGACAGGGCAGUUACACACUAUGAACUUGCAAUACGAUUCAAUCCUUCACAUACCGAGUCUUUGAAUAAUUUGGGAGUUUUAUACAAAGAAAUGGGCAAUUUAGAGCGUGCUAUUGCUUCUUAUAAGGCUGCACUUAAUAUUAAUCCACAAUAUUUUCAGACGCAUAAUAAUCUCGCGGUUGUCUAUACGAUUAUGGGUGCUUGCGACUUGGCCAAAGAGCAUUUGUCCAUGGCCAUUGCAUUGAAUUCUUCGUAUGCUGAAGCUCAUAACAAUUUGGGAGUGCUGUUAAGAGAUGAGGGAGAUAUUCAUGGUGCAAUUGAACAUUAUGAACAGUGCUUACGUACUGAUCCUCGUGCAGAGAUGACAGCGCAGAAUCGGUUGCAUGCUCUCAAUUAUGCAGAUGAAUAUGAUGUAGAGACUAUCUAUCAUGAGCACAAAAAAUGGGGUGACCGAUUCUUAAAACGAAUCCAAAAAGAAAUGGAGGAUGCAGCAAAUAGUGGCAAUGAAGUUGCAAAGACAUUAUCCGAAAGAAGAGUUGUCGAUUCGAUUCCUCGUGGUCCGAAUUAUCGACUGAGAAUUGGAUACAUCUCACCAGACUUCUUUACUCAUUCCGUCUCUUAUUUUAUUGAAGCCCCUUUGUAUUAUCACGACUCUGAGAAUAUGGAAAUAUUUAUAUACUCCAAUGUGAGUAAACCAGAUAGGAAGACUGCACGUUUCAAGUGUUUUGACUCUGUAAAGACGCACUGGAGAGAGAUCGUUGGAGAGUCGACUCUUGUCGUAUGUCAAAAGAUUCUACAAGACAGGAUAGAUAUAUUGAUUGAACUAGCAGGACACACUGCUGGUAAUCGAUUGGAUGUGAUGGCUGCACAACCAGCUCCUAUUCAAGUUACCUGGAUAGGAUAUCCCAAUACAACUGGACUCCCAACAGUUGAUUAUAGACUAACCGAUAACACUGUUGACCCAGAAAAUACUAUUCAGAAGUUUACAGAAAACUUGUGGCGUUUGCCAAAAUGUUUUCUUUGUUAUACCCCAUCAGCUGAUGCUCCUCCUUGUUCAACUCAAAUACCUGCAGUGAAUAAUGGAUAUUGCAUUACUUUUGGAAGUUUCAAUGUAUUGGCAAAAACGCAAGCGAAUACUAUUGCACUCUGGUCCAAAAUACUUCAUUUGGUUCCCAAGUCUCGUUUGCUUCUCAAGGCAAAGCCAUUUGCAUCAUCUUUUGCACGAAGACGUUUUGAAUAUGUUUUCGAAGCUGUUGGUAUCACCCCAGAUCGUUUGGACUUGUUACCUUUGUUACCUGAAACGAGGAAUCACUUGGAAACAUAUUCACUAGUUGAUAUAUGUUUGGAUCCGUUUCCUUAUGCGGGGACUACAACAACAUGUGAGGCCCUUUAUAUGGGUGUUCCUGUCGUUUCACUAUCAGCGGCUGGUCAGAAUCACGCUCAUUCCGUAGGAGAGACGCUUUUGAAAUCCAUAGGACACUCAGAAUUGGUAGCGCAUUCCGAAGAAGAAUAUGUAGAUAUUGCAGUGUCAUUGGCGAGCGAUUUGGAUCGAUUGAAGCGACUUCGCAGUUCAUUAAGAAAUGAUAUGCUUUCGUCUCCUUUGUGUGAUGGAGUUACGUUUGUAAAGGAACUGGAAUCAGCCUAUUGUCAAAUGUGGCAAGCGAAAGGAGGAAUAUUAGAAUGAAAGUAGCAGAAGAUUUUUUUUAUUGGAAGAUGAAUAUUGAAAGUACGUAUAUAGAUACAUAUAUAGGAUGAAUGAAAUGUUUAUCCAAUUGAGGCUUCUUUAGUGAAAAGAAGACCGUUUUUGGAGUUGUGUCCUUUCCACCCCUAUGUCAUUCUUUUUAUAAACACAGUUUGUUAUGG